CAUGACCCCACGAGAGACACGAUCAUGAAUUGACCCCGAGUAUAAACACACAGAAGCGCUACGAGAGUUAAACAAGGGCUCGUUGAAACUGCACUGUCCACAGGUCAUUCGCUUAUUUCAUCUAUUGACCAAAAUGGGGGACGCAAAAACACUCGUUGAAGCCAAAAUAGCCGGGAAGAAAGUGAUGGUAUUCUCCAAAAUUGGUUGCCCUUAUUGCAGCAAAGCUAAAAAUACUCUGUCCAAGUAUUUGGGUAAUGGUCUGUCGGAGUCUGACUACGAAGUGCUAGAGAUUGGUGACUUGGCAAAUUGUUCGGCCAUUCAAGAUUAUCUUGAAUCUAUCACUGGGGCGAGAUCGGUAGGCUAAUGAUUUUUUAAUGCUUUCAUUUUCUAGACUAAUCAAAAUAGUAUAUUCUUUUAAUUCUUUUCAAAAAAUUAUAUUGCUUUUCAUUGUUUUUUGUUACCAGGUAUUCCAUAAAAAAAAUUAUUCUUCUAAAAUUGCUUGUUUUCAUGUGUUUCUGUAAUUAGUUGAAAUAACACAUUCUCUCCCGUCCUCUCCCUUUUUUAUCACAUGUGUCAUGUGAGUUUGAGCUAUUUUUUUUUAACCCUGUGGCCACCAUAUUUUUUUGCCUCGACCCAUGAAGUUCUUUCACUGGUUGAGGCAAAAAAAAAUGGCGGCUGUGGGAAAAAAAACAUGGCACCGAUAGUUUGCAUUUUCCUGCAUUUUUCUUCUAAACUAAAUAUAGAGUAGCCUAAAAUAAAAGUAGAGGCGUCGCUUUGGGCCCAGCGACUGCAAGGGGUCGCGGAUGUAUAAGAUGUAUACCGUAAUUAUAAAUAAUUAUUUUAAUUAUUUAAUUUUAAAAUCUGUUUUCGGUGGGCUUAAAAUGCCUAAACAAGUGCAACUGUCAAAGUUGUACCAGUGGGCAUCAUAUAUGGUCAUGCCUAUGAUGGUUAUUUACACAAGACUUCUUUACUCUUACUCUUAUGAUUUUGGCGUAGGCGUACAAUGUACGAUUUAGAGAUGUCUUUUACGAUUUACACAGAACCUCAGAAACGUGUCAGACCUAGGAUUUUAGGAUUAAGAGGGUUGUAAAAAAUAUAUAUAAUCUGGUUGUUUUUUCAUUUUAAAAGUAAAUUAAAAGUACAUUUACUGUUAUUAAUUUUAUCUCCUUUUUAUUAUCCAGUGCUGAAUGGAUCAAGAAUUACUUGGGGUGGGGGGGACUAUCUAUUAUUAUAUUACCUUUGACCUGAGAGGGUAACAGGGUGAUGUUGAUUUAGAUUUUGUGAGUGGGGGGGGGGGGGUUGAGGUGUUUAAAUAACACCAAAAAAGGUAAAAUUUAGCAAGUUUUUGAAUGUACGAUUGAGGGUAACCAGAUCUGUUUAGACUUUAAGUUGUUUUUAAAAGAAAUACACAUUUUACAGAUUGCGAUUGUUUUGAGAGAUGCAGUUUUAUUUUUAAAAUAACUUAUAAGGUGGCCACUAGUAUUGACUGUAAACCUGUAGCAAUUGUUUUAGUAAAUGCAAAGAGAAUAUGGCCAUAAUUUUUCCCAUGGCCGCCAUCUUGGUUGCCCCAACUCGUAAAAAGGGUCACAGGUCGUAUCAGCAAAGGAGGUGGCCGUGUAAAUAUAAAAUAACUCACGUCUGCUAAAAUUAGGAAUAAAAUGUUAAAAUUCAAUGAAAAAAUGUCAACCGGUAGAUAAAUUUCGAGGUGAAAGUAGUUACUUUAUUGAAUCCGUCUAGAUAUGCAGCAAGAAGCGUUAACAACUGCGGUCGCUCAUUAACAUAUUAUAAUACCCAACCAAUGAAGUUUUAAAAUUAUUAUUAAUCAAACAAUAAAAUUUUAAUUCAAAACAUUCCAUGUCAUAUUAAGGUAAAUUUAACCAUAGUAACAAAAACAUGUUAAUGACAUCAUGGCGCCAUCUCUUUGCACUGACCAUGGUUUUAAAUGCAUUGUCUUGACUUGUUGUUGGUCCUACAUUCAGUGAUGUAGAAUUUUAGGAAAAACAUAAAAUUUUAAACAUUGAUUGUAAUUUGUCAGUGUAACCAAAGGUCAAAUUUUCGUACCCCCUUCCGCUGUAGCACUAAAUACAUAAAAAGGUUUCACCCCCAAAAAUAUAUCAUACUGUUGUUACCUAGCAGAUUAGUUAAAUUGUCACCAUAAACAAUAUACGUAAUCUAUGGAUAGCUAUAAUUUCAUUCCAGUAAAAGUUUAGAGCCUUUUUUAAAUUUUGUUGUUAAAGACUAUUUUAAUCAUAAUCUUCAUUAGACUUUGUUAUUAUUACAUUGAAAUAGAUAUUUAUUUUAAGGAUAGUAUUUUCACCCUUUAUUCUUAUCAGAUAGGCCAAUGUAUACUUUGGCCAUACCCAUGAAGGGGUGGGUCAUUUAAAGGUUCUUUUAAUUUAAGCAUAUCAGUCAGUACCAGUAAUGAAAACAAAUUGAAUUUUUAGAAUCACCACAGAGCAACACAAAUCCGUGGCAUAAAUUGAAGCGCGGUGAGCCUAGGCCUUGGCUGGGGUACUGUGCUAUAUAAAACCUCUUUAAUUAUAAUAAUAAACAUAUUUAAUUAUAAGGAAGGUUCACUUUUUUCUUUGGGACUUUUUUAAACUGAAUAUGUCUUUUUUUUUUAACAGGUUCCAAGGGUGUUCAUCAAUCAAAAAUUUGUUGGCGGGGGAGAUGAUGUGGUUGCUAAAGAUAAAAGCGGAGAGCUGAAAAAAUUACUAGGUGCUUGACUGCCUAGGAAAUGUGCUUUAUAAAUAACCUCUGGAAUUUCACAAGUUUUACACAUUUUGUUAUUUUUUUAAAUUGUGCCUCAUACUCAUUUUUAAAAAAAUCUUCAUAAAUUUAAAUAAAAAUGAUGUUGAACAUUAAAAUUUAUUUAAAUAGUUGCAAGUGGAAUAUUAAAAAUAAUAGAUGUGUUUGUUAUUGAAUUCUAAAGAAAGCAUCGGAACCACUGAAUAUUUUUCUAUGCUCUUAUAUCUUUGUGAUUAAAAUAUUUAUUUUGUACAAAUGGCCAUUCAUUUGUAGCCUACUUUUGAAUUGUAAUAAUUGUUGUCUUUAAUUUAUUGUAUUUAUUUCAAGCUAGAGGUUUAAAAAGGUCAAUUAAAGUAGUUGAGAAAACUGUUUCAAUAACGAUUUGUUUUUUUUGGUUCUGUUUUUUUUAUAAAAUAAAGAUUUUAAAAAAUGUGUUCUAACUUUCAAAUUUAAAAAAAAGUUGGUUAAUCCACAUGUAUUGAACAAGAAGAUAUAUAAUUACAGCUAUACUAUUUUCAGGACUAAAGAUUUUACAAAGCAAUUAUACGCAGUCGACUGGGGAUAACACUUAGCGUUAUACGCAGUCGGCAAGUCACCUGCGGUCUAUAUGUUAAAGUAUUAAUCGAUAAAGUUAAAGGUACCAUGUUUUCAGGGUGACUGGGUGGUCGAAUGGUACAAACUGAGCAAACCUCGAGUUGGUGGCCUGGAGAU
Molecule: messenger RNA, 3459 nt
Organism: Lymnaea stagnalis (great pond snail)
Lineage: Eukaryota; Metazoa; Mollusca; Gastropoda; Lymnaeidae
Source: the annotation of a GenBank genome assembly